Messenger RNA from Acanthaster planci (crown-of-thorns starfish), 1223 nucleotides. RefSeq names its product nucleotide binding protein like (gene nubpl). The record is from RefSeq and is a predicted model, not a curated record. Gene Ontology annotation, cellular component: mitochondrion. Gene Ontology annotation, biological process: iron-sulfur cluster assembly; mitochondrial respiratory chain complex I assembly. Gene Ontology annotation, molecular function: 4 iron, 4 sulfur cluster binding; ATP binding; ATP-dependent FeS chaperone activity. NCBI's taxonomy places the organism in Eukaryota, Metazoa, Echinodermata, Asteroidea, Valvatida, Acanthasteridae.
AAAGAUGGCAGCGCCCGUGAAAUGUUGUUCUCUCUGUUUUGCCGGUGUGAGGAAAGGUCUAAUUCAGACACUGUUUUUGAAGCAGUUCAAUAGACAAUUAAGUGAAACUAGUACUGGACAGCAGGCUGCAAGAACUCCAGGGACAAAUACAAGCAGAGGACUCCCUAAGAAAUGGCCAAUUCCUGGAGUCAAACAGGUCAUCCUUGUUGCUUCUGGAAAGGGAGGGGUUGGCAAAUCUACCACAGCAGUAAAUCUCGCCUUGGGUAUUGGAGCUGUGGAAAGGUCAGCUAUGGUUGGUCUUCUUGAUGCGGAUGUUUAUGGACCGUCCAUCCCACGGAUGAUGAACCUCAGCGGUCAGCAGCCAGAACUUACCAAAAACAAUUUGAUGAAGCCUCUUCAAAACUUUGGCAUUUCAUGUAUGUCUAUCGGUUUCCUCACCGAUGAAAAGGCGCCUGUAGUCUGGAGAGGACUGAUGGUCAUGUCUGCCAUUCAGAGACUUAUACGACAGGUUGCCUGGGGUCCCCUUGACUAUCUGGUAGUGGACAUGCCCCCUGGUACAGGAGAUGCGCAGUUGUCCAUGUCUCAGCUCAUUCCAAUAUCAGGUGCAGUGAUCGUGUCCACUCCACAAGACAUAGCAUUACUGGAUGCCAGGAAGGGGACAGAAAUGUUCAGAAAAGUAGAUGUGCCUGUGUUGGGUCUUGUCCAGAACAUGAGUGUCUUUCACUGCCCGAACUGUGGGCACCAGAGUCACAUAUUUGGCCAGGAUGGAGCACAGGUGGUCGCCGAGGAGCUGGGACUUGAAAUAUUAGGCGAUAUUCCAUUGCACAUCGGUAUCAGGGAAACAUCAGAUGAGGGACGUCCCAUCGUGGUGUCUUGCCCUGAGAGUCCCCAGGCCUUAGCCUACAGGCAGCUGGCAGAGAGAGUCCUGGACAGAUUACCCAACUACGAAGACCCUUUGCCACCCAGGUGACGCCCCAACUGUAGUAUGUGCUUUUAAACCAUUCAUGUCAUUAGCAGAUAUUUUCGUGAUCAACUGCUUUGACCUAGGCAAAAUUUGCCCAUCAUGCCACACAACUUGUGUCAAGUUGAAUACAGCUGUUGCCAAUGGCCAUUUGGCUCAUCGUACGUCUCAAUCAAUACAAGCGACUCACAAUAGUGCGCCUCCAAGAGUUUGAAACGCCUUGGCCAAUCACAACACGCAAAAUUUGUCGACCCUUUCCAAA